AAUAAUAAUAAUUGUGCUGAGAGAAGGAAAAGAAGAAAAAGGCUCCUUUGUCUCGGAAGAAGAACCAAAGGGAGAGCCAAAAGAAAAAAAAAGGGUUGUCGUAGCUUUCUUUCACACGAAAUCUCAAGAGUCAGGAGCCGCCCUUGCUCUUCUUCUUCUUCUACUUCUUCUUUCUCUGCUUAUUUCAGAAAGAAAAAAGAAAACAGAGAAAGAUCAACGGCUUGUCUAUUUUUCCGGUGAAAUCUCAGCCGUAGGAUCUGAUAACUCUCAUGGGCUUUAAAUGAAAGUUCUUUUUACAUUUAUUAAAAAAUUUCUCAGUUUUAAUCGUUAUCAGAAAAGGUAGGUACCUAAAAAGAGAGUUAUUUUAACGAAAAGCAGAUUGACUGGUAGCUGAAGAACAACGGAGGAGAGUAGAGAGAGAGAGAGAGAGAGAGUAAAAAAGAUAAACCCUAAAGGUUGAAACUUGGUUGACGAAUCUUGAUUUACUUUUUUAUUUAUCAUCCACCUUCUUACUUCAAGAAUCAAACCAGAGAGAGAAAAGGAAAAAAAAAGUUUUGAUCUUUGUGAAAGAUGCCGGUAGAUUUAGACAACUCCUCCACAGUCUCCGGCGAAGCAAGUGUCUCCUCCACCGGAAACCAACAAAACCCACUUCCCAAAUCCGCCGCUAAGAAGAAACGAAACCUCCCUGGCAUGCCCGAUCCAGACUCAGAAGUCAUAGCUUUGUCACCGAAGACUUUACUAGCAACAAACAGAUUCGUCUGCGAAAUCUGCAACAAAGGCUUCCAGAGAGACCAGAACCUCCAGCUUCACCGUCGUGGCCACAACUUACCCUGGAAACUCAGACAGAAGUCCAGCAAAGAAGUCAAGAAAAAGGUCUACGUCUGUCCCGAAACCAGCUGCGUUCACCACGACCCUUCACGCGCUCUAGGAGAUCUCACCGGGAUCAAGAAACACUUCUGUCGGAAACACGGCGAGAAGAAGUGGAAAUGCGACAAAUGCUCCAAGAGAUACGCUGUCGUGUCUGAUUGGAAAGCUCAUUCUAAGAUUUGUGGUACCAAAGAGUAUAAAUGCGAUUGUGGUACUCUGUUUUCUAGGAGAGAUAGCUUUAUGACGCAUAGAGCUUUCUGUGAUGCGUUGGCUGAAGAAAGUGUGAGAAACCAUACUCAUAGUAAGAAGCAGAGCCCUGAAAUCUUGACCCGGAAAAAACAUGUACCCGACCCGGAGUCUUUAACCGGGUCUAAUCCUACGGCUUCCUCGGUUGCUCCGGUGGAAACUCGGUCUGCUAAGAUUAUAUCUCCUCGUGCUAUAAACACUAAGCGACCAGAAUCUCCAAAAACCCCUCGUGAAAUCUUGCAAGAAGCUCAAGAACCAACAGGUGGUUUAAACGGUGUUUUCUUCGAGUCUUCAUCAGCUUCUCCAAGCAUAUACGCGUCUCCUUCUUGCUCACAGUCUCUAUUCGCGCCAUCUUCAUCCAUCGAACCAAUCGCUUUGGGUCUCUCAGCGAGUCAUGGACCAUCUUUUCUCUGCUCAACACGGUUUCCAGCUCAGCCCGCAAUGUCAGCUACCGCUCUGCUUCAAAAGGCAGCGCAAAUGGGAGCAGCUUCUUCAGGUGGUUCACUGCUUCGCGGGUUAGGCAUAGUUUCGUCAACUUCACCUUCUGUGGACUCACUAGUCCCCAAUGGUCUAGCAUUGGGACUGCCUUGUGGAGGUGAAAGCAGCUCGGGUUUGAAAGAGCUUAUGAUGGGGAAUUCAUCUGUGUUUGGUCCGAAACAAACAACGUUAGACUUUCUCGGGUUAGGUAGAGCGGUUGGUAACGGGGGUGGUGGUGGCGGUGGUCCUGGGUCCACUCUGAUUGGACCAAGAGGCAGCAGCAUCGAUGCGUUGGCGACAUUUGGGUCGGGAGAGUUUUCAGGACAUGACAUUGGUAGAAGAACAUCAUAAGUACAGUCAAACUUUGUGUGAUAUCAUCAUCAUUCAUGACAUUAUGACAUAAGAGGAUCAUAGCUUAGUGUGAGUUGAGUACACGGAUGAAAACUUCCUUUUGAAGAGAAGGUUUUAAAUUUAUUUUACUUUGCAGUUAAAUCUUUUUUCUUCUGCUGUGUCAAUGACUACUCAAUCGUAUUGUAGGUCCAUAAUGACAAUAUAUUGUCGUCAAACAGAAAAUGACAAUUAUAUUAAUAUGAUAUCAUACACUGUGACAGCACAACACUAACAUAUGCUACUGAAUUUAAACACAUAAAGGCCCACGAUUCAAUUGUUUAAUCUAGAAUGGUUUUGCCCACUGCAUGCAAAUUAUCUCUUUUUCGUCAAAGAUUUUGAUUGGUAUAUGACUUAAAUGGGCUGAAAGCCUUAUAGUAUCCAUUGGUUCAUGAUAAUAAGUAUCUAUAUAUAUAAAGUUGAAUAUUCUGGCAACUCAAGCAAUCCACGUUUUCUUUUUAGAGUUAGGAUUUUGUGACACCUGUCGUAAUUUUAAUGGGUCGGUGGAUGUCACGCGGAAAAGCGCGUUGCUCUAAUUUUUUUAAGUUUCAUGAUGUUGGGUGCGAUGAAUCGUCAUGAAAACGUUACGAGUCAAAUUUCAAGUUUUGAUUGCGUUAUUUUGUCAUUCGUUCUUAACUCUUUUUUGUCUAAAUAUUUUGUUCUUAACUUCCGAAUUGUUACGAGGAUUCAUCGCCUUUAACAAUUUUUUUCUCUAUCGAUCCACAUAAACAUCUUCAUCUUCUAUAAUUUCUUCUCAGACCUGCAAACUCUGCAACAAUGGCUUCCACAGCGUCUCACAUCCUCCCAAUCUCCACUUCCCAAACCGUUCCCUCCGAUGCUCCUUCCGCCGAAUCUCAACCAUCCAUCGUGACCCCUGCGUUCCCGCCUUCAUCAACCGAGUCUCAGAAACUAUCACAAUCGGAUCUUUGUGAUUUUCCUCACCGAUGUUGGAUCUGUUUUUGUCUCAGCUGGCGGAGUCGUGUUGAUCUGUGAUUGCAGAGCAUUUAGGCUCUAAAAUAUCAAUUCUUGGAUGAGGAAGAGAGAGGAUACGACUGUUCACUACAGAUUUGAAUAUCAGGAUAAUGUUGACAAGGGGCUUGAUACCAACACACCUUUCUUUUGGAUCACAUCCAGUUCCGUGGAGGAUGCUCAGUCUGUUGCUACAACUCAGUCUGCUCUUUCUCAUAAAUCUCCUGAGUCAGAUUCCCUUUGGAGACAAGUAUUUUAUAACGCAUGGCCCCCUAGCAAAUAAAAAUUCUGAGCUGCAAGGUCUAUCUCUUUAUUCUCCUGUUUCCUUAAAUUAAUUAACACCUCUCCAAAAGGUUCCCACGUUGUUGUAUCUUUGGAGACAUUUUAGGGGAAGUGAGUCUUAUCUAGACAACUUGCAAUGACCAUACCCAUACAACUCACUUCAUUAUGGCGAACAUCUGAAUUUAAAGGUCUGCAACAGUCUGCCUCAGUGUCUUUGAAGGCCAAUGAUGCAUACUUCACCAGAAAUAGAAUGGGUACGGAUGGUUAUUGAACGUUUAAAAAAGCUUGAUAGAUUGGUUUCCCAAUCUCGCUUUCUUUCAUACUAUUUUAAUAUUUGUAAUUAAUCCUCUCGAGUUUUGAAAACAAUGACUUUUAUAAUGUUAAAAGUGAUGAUGGUUAUAUCUACAUUUUUAUUAAGAGAAAUUUUUAACUGCAGUGUA
Raphanus sativus (radish) is the source of this 3668-nucleotide messenger RNA. Its product is annotated as zinc finger protein GAI-ASSOCIATED FACTOR 1. The coding region runs from base 571 to 1941 and encodes 456 amino acids. The transcript is spliced from 6 exons. Gene Ontology annotation, molecular function: DNA-binding transcription factor activity. Lineage: Eukaryota; Viridiplantae; Streptophyta; Magnoliopsida; Brassicales; Brassicaceae. The record is from RefSeq and is a predicted model, not a curated record. Gene Ontology annotation, cellular component: nucleus.